ACUCUACUUUUUUUUUGACAAAACUCACACACUCUACUUACUCUCCUCUAUCCUUAUAAAAUACUUUCUCUACCUUGAACUUUCCAACUCCAAAACUUUCUCUAACCCUCUUGUGAUUUUUCUUUUACCCCUCUCUCUCUCUCUCUCUCUCUCUCUCUCUCUCUCUCUCUCUCUCUCUCUCUCACAAAUGGAGUUCCUCUCUUUAAUUUAUCUAGUUGCAGCAUUGUACUUUUGUUUCCUAAUAUGGAAGCUAUUUGAUCAAAAGAAGGACCAAGAGUGCUAUAUAUUGGAUUACCAAUGUUACAAGCCAACACAAGAUAGAAUGCUAGGGACAGAGUUAUGUGGCAAAAUAAUCAAAAGAACAGAGGAUUUGGGUCUAAAUGAGUACAAAUUUCUCCUGAAAGCUAUAGUAAGUUGCGGCAUUGGCGAACAAACUUACGCGCCAAAAAACGUCAUUGAAGGCCGCGAAGCAUCCCCAACACUGAACGACGCAAUCUCAGAAAUGGAAGAGUUUUUCAAUGAUAGCAUUGCAAAACUCCUCGCUAGGUCAGGCAUUUCCCCCUCCGAAAUCGACAUUCUUGUCGUCAACAUCUCAAUGUUUACCUCUCUUCCCUCACUAUCGUCACUCAUCAUUAACCGUUACAAAAUGAGACACGACGUAAAAGUGUACAAUCUCACCGGAAUGGGUUGUAGUGCUACUCUUAUAUCAUUAGACAUUGUUAAAAACAUUUUCAAAUCACAAAAGAACAAGUUAGCACUUUUGGUCACUUCAGAGUCACUUAGUCCAAAUUGGUAUCCUGGUAAUAAUAGAUCAAUGAUCUUAGCCAAUUGUCUUUUUCGUACCGGAGGUUGUGCCAUUCUUUUGACAAACAAAAGAUCCUUAAAGAACACAAGUAUAAUGAAAUUGAAGUGUUUAGUAAGAACGCAUCACGGCGCCAGAGAUGAGUCGUAUAAUUGUUGCCAAAAAAUGGAAGAUGAGCAGGGCAGGGUUGGUUUUUAUUUAGAUAAGGCUCUCCCAUUGGUAGCAACAAGAGCUUUUGUUGACAAUUUAAGGGAAAUUUCACCCAAAAUUUUGCCAAUAAGGGAAUUGUUUAGGUUUCUUGUUGUAUCACUUUUUUUUAAGAAACUCAAGAAGAUAGCGAGUUGGUUAGGUUCCGAAACAAAAAUAAGUACUAAAUCAUCAUUGAAUUUUAAAAGUGGUGUUGAUCAUUUUUGCCUACACACAGGAGGAAAAGCAGUGAUUGAUGGAGUUGGAAAGAGUUUAAAUCUAAGUGAAUAUGAUCUUGAACCAGCAAGGAUGGCAUUACACCGUUUUGGUAACACUUCUGCUAGUAGUUUGUGGUAUGUGUUAGGAUACAUGGAAGCAAAAAAGAGACUUAAAAAAGGUGAUAAAGUUUUUAUGAUAAGUUUUGGUGCUGGAUUUAAAUGCAAUAGUUGUUUAUGGGAAGUAAUGAAAGAUGUUGGUGAGGCAAAUGUUUGGGAAGAUUGUAUUCAUGAUUAUCCACCUCAAUCUUUGGCCAAUCCUUUCAUGGACAAGUAUGGUUGGAUGAAUGAAGUUGAGGAUCCAAACUCUUCUGAAAUUCGUAAUUUUCUAAGUGAAGAAGGUAAUAAUUAAUGAGUUUAAUUGUUGUGCACGGUUAGUGUAAAGUAAUUUCAUUCUUUAUUGUGGAAAGAAAUAAGUGUAAUUUGGCUUUUUUUAGUACUAGAUUUGUUGACAAGUAGGAUCAAGGUUAUUGAUUGUGCACUAAUUUCAUUAUAUAUUAUGUAUUAAUAAUAUUCAUUACCCAAUAAGAAGUUUUCUACUUUUGUUUCA
Molecule: messenger RNA, 1813 nt
Organism: Trifolium pratense (red clover)
Lineage: Eukaryota; Viridiplantae; Streptophyta; Magnoliopsida; Fabales; Fabaceae
Product: 3-ketoacyl-CoA synthase 12-like
Exons: 1
Coding region: 188-1615 (475 amino acids)
Biological process (GO): fatty acid biosynthetic process
Cellular component (GO): membrane
Molecular function (GO): acyltransferase activity, transferring groups other than amino-acyl groups
Source: RefSeq, a predicted model, not a curated record